Messenger RNA from Lithohypha guttulata, 1959 nucleotides. RefSeq lists its product as uncharacterized. Lineage: Eukaryota; Fungi; Ascomycota; Eurotiomycetes; Chaetothyriales; Trichomeriaceae. Bases 1 to 1959 code for a protein of 652 amino acids. The record is from RefSeq and is a predicted model, not a curated record. The transcript is spliced from 7 exons.
AUGAAGUUUCAAAGUGCUGUCCUCUUGUCCUUGGUGGCAGCAGUGACUGCCAAGUGGUCCUCCAAUCUAAACUAUCGUUCUCCUUCUGAACAUCAUCCUUUUCUAGGUAUCGCCAUUCAUAAAGUCGUCAAACGAACCGUGGAUGCUACUUCAUUCAAUCCCAGCCAGUUGAACUUCACACAUGGCGUUGCAAGUGGUGACCCAUACCCAGACUCAGUGAUUCUGGUUCUCACGGUUACUGGAUUGGUCCCACUCUUCAACCACGAUACGAGUGAAUAUGUUGCGGUAUCGACUGCACCUGUAUGCGUGAACUGGCAGAUCUCCACUUCACCCGCUAUGUCUAGUCCGGUCAAUCAAGGUACAGUAUACACUAGCUCAGACAUUGACUACACCAUCAAGGUCGAAGCAACCAAACUUCAACCCUUCACUCAAUACUAUUACAGAUUCAAUGUUUGCAACUCAACCAAUUACAGCGCUGUUGGACGGACAAAGACCAGCCCAGGUCCCAACGACGAAACUACCGCUGUCAAUGUAGCUGUUUACUCGUGCUCCAACUACAACUUUGGCUUCUUCAGUGCUUUCGGCAACUCGGCAAGAAAGAGGUCCGUGGACUUUGUCAUCCACCUGGGUGAUUUCAUCUACGAGUAUGCUGAGGGCGUUUAUGGUUGGGGGUGGUCUAUUGGACGUAUUCCUCAGCCAAAUGCCGAGAUUCGAACGCUCUACGACUAUCGAAAACGUCACGCCAUCUAUAGAGCUGACUUGGACUCGAUAGAGUCUUUCGGUAAUAAUGCGUGGAUCCCAGUUUGGGACGACCACGAGGUCGGCGACAAUACAUACCGUGAUGGCAUGGCUGACCAGAACAACACUGAGGGCAGUUUCGCUCAAUAUGACAUCAACUUUGGUGGCGCUGGUAUCGCCUUUGACCAAAGGAAGAUGAAUGCGGUUCGAGCUUACUUUGAAUGGAUGCCGAUCCGCCAGGUCGACAUGGAUGACAACCUUCGAAUCUGGCGAUCGUUCAGUAUUGGCAAACUCUUCGAUCUGAUGAUGCUUGACACAAGAAAUUACGAUCGAUCGAUCACGGAUCUCUACUGGAACACUGACUAUAUUCAUGCUAUCUCAAACGAUGCGGGCCGCUCGAUGAUGGGUAGUCGACAGGAGAAUUGGCUAUACAACUCACUCAGUGCUUCGAAAGACCGGGGUGCGCACUGGCGUAUCAUUGGCUCACAGACAAUUUUCUCGAGAAUGAAUCUCUCCAUUGGGCUUGGUAACGAGAAUCCUCUAAACUAUGAUCAGUGGGAUGGCUAUCAGGCCAAUCGAAACAGGACCUUCCAACAUCUUUACGAUAAUAACAUUGGCAAUAACAUUAUGUUGUCAGGAGACAGCCAUGCUUCGUGGGUCUCCGACCUUGUUUGGCUUGACAAUCAUGCAUACAACGAGAGCACUGGUGCAGGUAGCAUUGGAGUCGAGUUUGCUGGCAGUGCAGUAUCAUCUCCUUGUCCCUUCGGCCAGAAUAUUACCCAGGUCAGAGCCAACAACAUCUCAACCUGGCUCGUCAAUGCGAACAGAGAGCUUCAGUGGCAGGAUUUGUACUACAGAGGCUAUUACGAGCUGAACAUCAGUCCUCAGCAAGUUGUCGCUAAAUACUUUGGCAUCCCAUCUGUUGUCCAGCGCCUACCCUACGAAGUCAGCUUGGCCAACUUCACGGUCAGAAGUGGCGCCAAUGCCGUACAAAGACCCGUCGCAGGCGGUAUUGUCGAGUCGGGAGCUCUCAAAUUCGGACAGACCAGGAUGACUAACAUCAGUAACAACACGCUUACCGGACAGUACUUGAUCACGAACUUGGAGACUUUUGGAUAUCGACAGGGUCCGAACGGAAGUACUCCAGGAAAUACUGGACAGCCACAAGCCAGCUCUGCUAGUGGACCUGUGGUACCUGGUGUCACGAGUUCGGUCGCGUGA